This is a messenger RNA of Laccaria bicolor S238N-H82, 477 nucleotides long. RefSeq lists its product as uncharacterized. The transcript is spliced from 3 exons. Lineage: Eukaryota; Fungi; Basidiomycota; Agaricomycetes; Agaricales; Hydnangiaceae. The record is from RefSeq and is a predicted model, not a curated record. Bases 1 to 477 code for a protein of 158 amino acids.
AUGACUAAACUCUUUAUCAUCAUCCUUAUCACGGCCCUUGCCGCAUUUAAUUUAGCUCUUGGAGCCCCCGCAUCAUACAGUCCUUCGAUACGAGGAGGGAAAAGCAUUCUAGAGGGUGACCUUCAGAACCAUCAGUUCAAACGACAUGCAGUUGUUCCUGAGCUUUACGCCCGCGAUCCUUUUUUUGGUCGGAUAUUUAGGGGCAUCAAGAAGGCUGUUGGAUCGGUUGGCAAAGUCUUUGGCGCAGCUCGCAAAGUCAUUAGUACAGCUGGCAAAGUCAUCGGUACAGCCAAGAACGUGGUGGGAACCGCUGGUAAAAUUGCUAGCUUUCUCCCCAGAGAACUCGAAGAGGUCUCCGAAAGGGAAUACCACGACGAGCUUUUUGAUCGCGAACUCGAUAACAAUCUUUUUGAGAGAGAAUAUGACGAAGAACUCGUUCGUGAAUUCAAUGACGCUGCCAUGGAUGGGCUUGACUAG